AUGCUUUUAUUUUCAGAAUUUUCCGUUAUCAAAUAUGCUUCAAAGGUGGUUGCCCAGCUUCGUACGCUUUAUUUUUCUUACAUUAUUUUCUGUUGUAGAGGACCAAAUUCAGCCAUCCUUCAUUACGGUCAUGCUGGAAGACCCAAUGACCGAAAAAUUCAGGAUGGCGACAUGUGCAUUUCAGACAUGGGAGGCGAAUAUAGAUGCUAUGCGUCAGAUAUAACUGUAUCGUUUCCGGCAAACGGCAAAUUCACUGAAAAGCAGAAGAUCAUUUAUAGUGCAGUUCUCGAUGCAAAUAGAACUGUUCAGAGAACCAUGAAACCUGGCGUCUGCUGGGUAGACAUGCACGUCCUAGCUCAGCGUAUAAUACUACAACAUCUGUUGCGCGCUGGCAUAAUAAAAGGUGACAUAGAAAAGAUGAUGGAAUCAAAUCUCGGCGCUGUUUUCAUGCCUCAUGGGCUUGGCCAUUUUUUGGGCCUAGAAUGUCAUGAUGUUGGAGGUUAUCCAGAGUCAAGUUUUAGUAGUCUCCGAACAUCGCGAGUGCUACAGCCACGAAUGGUGAUUACUGUUGAACCGGGAUGUUAUUUCAUCGAAUCGUUUCUAGUCCUCUCGAAGAUAGACGAAUAUCGUGAUUUUGGUGGCGUAAGGAUAGAAGAUGACGUUUUGGUGACCGAAACCGGCUCUGAGUUACUGACGCCAGUGCCUCGUGAAAUUACCCAAAUCGAAGCGAUCAUGGCACCAUGCAGAUCUACACAACUUUAA
This is a messenger RNA of Soboliphyme baturini, 762 nucleotides long. The record is from the annotation of a GenBank genome assembly. NCBI's taxonomy places the organism in Eukaryota, Metazoa, Nematoda, Enoplea, Dioctophymatida, Soboliphymatidae.